AAUCAUACAAAGAACCUGCCAAUUUUAGUCAUAAUUUGAGUUUGGUUCUGUAAAUAAAGAGUUAUAUUUUCAUUCCUUCAGGAUUUAGGUGGCUACCUUCAGAGAGACGCAGACAUCAGAAGAGGAGAGAGGAAAACCCUGAGUGAGGAGGUCGGGGAAAAGAGAACAUCAUUGCAGCACAGAGAAACUGGCUGGUGAAUGACAAUCAUGGCUCAGGUGUUACAUAUGGACACCAGUUUUCCAGGGAAGAUUAACUCCCCGGCACCCCCCUCCUUGCACAGAAAGGACCAAGAGGCUCCAUAUUCAGUCGAGACCCCUUAUGGAUAUCGUCUGGACCUGGACUUCCUCAAGUAUGUCAAUGAUAUUGAGAAAGGCAACACUAUUAAAAAGGUGCCCGUACAACGGCGCCCACGUUAUGGCUCACUUCCACGUAGCUACGGCUUUACUGGCUCCUGGUGGACCUCCACUGAGUCACUGUGCUCCAAUGCCAGCAUUGACAGCCGUCACUCAUCGUACUCCUAUUGUGCACCAGGCUUCCACAGCACACAGCUGCCCAAUUUCAGUACGGCUCGUGUGGAGAAGACCUUGUUGGACGCCCGUCGCAAGCUGGAGGAAGAGAAGGAUGGCCGCCGCUUCUCCAACCUGGGCAGCAUGCACAGCAGCGUCGCCGGAUCCAACACCUCCCUUUCCAGUGCGCACAGCUUCAGUCGUGCCCAGGGAGGUGGCUCCUAUACGCCAGUAAGCUCUGGCUUGUCCACACCCGUGUCACCCACACCUGCCCAUUUACAGCACGUACGAGAGCAGAUGGCUGUUGCUCUACGGAAAAUCCGGGAGCUUGAGGAGCAGGUGAAAACCAUCCCAGUGCUGCAAGUGAAGAUAUCUGUGCUCCAGGAGGAGAAGAGGCAGCUCAGUGUGCAGCUCAAGAGUCAGAAGUUCCUGGGCCACAAGCUUGGGUUCAGUCGGAGCCAUCCACGUGGAGAGCUCUACAUCGACAUACCCGAGGAGGAUGUGGGAAAUGGUGCAGGAGCCACAAACAGAGCUGCAGGAAGCCUUUCCCCUACCACCCCAGGCUCCCUCCAGGACUCAGGCUGUGAAAUUGAGGAGACGGUAAUUGUCGGUGGAGCACGUCCAGGUACAAAAAGGGAGGUGCGAACCGUAGGUGUGGGGCCAGAUGUGGAGGAAAGGGGCUAUUGUCAAGUAGGCGUAGGGGUGCGAGAGGAGGACUUGGGAGUACUGCCUGAAGCCGAAGCUCUAAAGACUAAGGUGGGGAUUUUGGAGGUUCAGCUAAGGAAGACUAUGCAGGAACUGCAGAGUGCUCAGCAGCAAGUGGAAGCAGCACAGAGAGAGAGGCAGGUUCUUCCUCCUCAGGUGGACCAUGCGGUGAAGGCCACCUGUCUGGGCUGGCAGGAACAACAGUGUCAGGCUGGUGCAGGCCUGCACACCAUUGUCAGUUUCACCCAGCAGCCCCAUCAGCAGAGGACAGUGGGAAUCCAGGUGUACACGUUGGAGCAACCCACAGUUGUGGGUGUGGGGACACUGCUGCGAGCCCAGAGUUGCAGUUCUCCUGCUCAGCCCAUGUCUGCAGGCACACUGGAGGGGCCCCGCAGAAGACAUGCAGAGUCCCUAGGAACAGAGGAAUCCCCACGCGAGUUUCCCAUUGCAAUAAGCUCUAAGCAGGUGCGAGAGGUCUUGAAGAGUGAAGUGUCCAAAUCAGUGCCAGUGACCAACCAGGCAACCGUCAUGGAGACAAAGUGCAGCCAAGUGGCUCCUGUCUGCCAGUGGCUAAAAGAGGGAGAGAUUAGCCAGCAGUCAUCAAAAGAAACCUUCCAAAGAGAUGCCACAAAACCAGCCUCCCCUCAGUCCACCCUGAGGUCAAUCAUAAAAAGAAAGGCUGAUGGGGAGCCUGGUUCUCCAUACACUAAAAAGAACCUGCAGUUUACUGGAGUCAAUGGAGGUUACGAGUCGACAUCCUCUGAGGAAAGCAGCUCGGAAAGUUCGGAGGAUGAGAGUGAUGCAAGCGAAUACCACGAGGCUACAGAGAAACUUCUGGAAUCUGCAGCUCAGCAGCCUCUGGUGACCCCCUGCAGACCUGCUUCUCCCAAAUCCAGUGAGACAGCAGCUUCACAAACAACUCAGCACAGCACUGCCCAGUCACCAGCCAAUGAUACUGCACCACUACAAAGCACCAGCCAAUCACAAGCCAUGGAUGCAGCUACCCAGCAACAUGUUACCCAAUCACCAGCAGCAGAGGAAAACUCACAGCACUGUACCAGCCAAUCAACAGUUGCUCCUGCGGCACAUCCAGAAGGUGUUAUUCAAUCCACAGAGGCAAAACUCGUUCUUCAAACGCAUACCUCUCAAAGCACUGCCACAGAACAAAACUCUGUCCAGUUAUCAGCCACCAGCACUGUACUACAGAAUGCUAUGGUUCAAUCCAAAUCCACUGAUUCAAAUGUACAGCAAAGUCCAAACCAGCUAGAGGCGUCAGGCCUUGAUGCUCAGCAGACGACCACUCGAUCACGAUCUACAGGUGCCAAACCUCAGAAAGAUGCUAGCCAACCAAAUACCACUGACCAACAAGCAGAUACACAGACACAAUCUACUGAUGCCUCAGCAAAACAGGACAUAGCCAUAUCCUCCAACAACAAUCCAACUGCAAACCUAACUAAUAAACAAGACAGCAAACUGGAAUUGAGUGGCAGUCUCGUGGCAGCUCUUCAUACCUUGCAAAAAGCUCUCAGUGAACCAAAUGCAUUUAGCCAUCAAGAAGCGAGGACAGCCUACACCAUGGUAUUGCAGGAGUGGCUGCGAGUGUCCUGUCACAAAGCUGCUGACACUGCAGUUGUUAAGGCAUACAUGGACACUUUUGCCUCCAUUUCCCCUCAGCUACUAGAGUUCAUCAUCAACAUGGCUGACGGCAAUGGAAACACGACUCUGCACUAUACUGUCUCUCACUCUAACUUCCCUGUUGUCAAACUGCUGCUGGAUACGGGUCUCUGCAAUGCCGACAAGCAGAACAAGGCUGGUUACACGGCUAUCAUGUUGACAGCUCUGGCUGCCUUUAAUUCUGACAGUGACCUUCAAACCGUCCUACAACUGCUCCGCACAGGCGACGUCAAUGCCAAGGCUAGCCAGGCAGGGCAGACAGCACUGAUGCUGGCGGUCAGUCACGGCAGAGGGGACAUGGUGAAAGCUCUGCUGUCCUGUGGUGCCCAGGUGAACCUGCGUGAUGAUGAUGGAUCCACAGCACUCAUGUGUGCCUGUGAGCAUGGGCAUGUGGACAUUGUGCGCCAGCUACUGUCCAUGCCAGGCUGUGACGCCACACUCACUGAUAAUGAUGGCAGCACAGCUCUCUCCAUUGCACUGGAGGCCAGUCAGAAUGACAUCGCUGUGCUUCUAUAUGCACACCUCAAUUUUGCAAAGCCGCCUUCCCCUGUGUCACCAAAGUGUCCAAUUUUGGGAUCUUCUCCUCCCUCCUCAGAAUUGAAGUGACCCCUCAAUGAAAUGGAUGUCAUGAAUUUCAUGUCAACUCUUCCAGCAGAAGUUUCUGGUUCAUUCCACUAUCUGUGUGUGCAUGUGAGUUUUUGUGUACAUCUGUAUACAUGUGUACAGUAUGGGUACCCACGUGAUACAUUUUUGCAUGUACAAUUGCGUGACGUUCAGAGAUUAUUCAAAUGUGCACUCAUGAGUCUUAAGACUCUUUUAGAAAAUUAGCACUUGACGCUAUUGGUCUUUACUUCAGUUCUAUAAGUUCUGUUCACAUUUUACAGUACAAACUAUUAUUUCUCUACAUAACAUGUUAGUUUUCAGUUAUCACAUUAACUUCACUUUGUCUGGAGAAGAAAAGCUUUUUUAAAUACGUGAGAUUUGAGUAAGAAUAACAACAAAAAAAAACAACCGUGUAAUAGCAAUAUGGUUCGUUGAUCAGUCCAUUUUUUGUGAUGAAACAAGUGUUACAUUAUAUAGUUAAAUUAUAUAAGUGCAAAUCAUCCAAUCUUAGUCACACAGCAACUGAUUAAAUGUGUAAAAGCGUAGCGUAAACAACUAUAAAAUCAUGCAUCUUGAUCAAGUGUCCUUUCAUAGUUUUACAAUUCUGGAAUCCAUAAGAACAAGAGGGAUCAGUGUUAAUACACCAGCUGUUUUCACUACAUGCAAUUUGAUAACUUUACAUAGUGAUUUUCAGUUUGUGAUGAUAAUAUACAAACUUUGAUUAUACAGUGCAGAUGUCUCACCCUAGAAAGAGAAACAUGGUGGUCAAUUCACUUCUCUAGAAGAUUUAUAAUACUAUCUUUUACAAGCAGUAAUACAUUUGUGACAAAUAUUUUAGCAUUUUUAUUGAAUGGAUAUAUAUAUUGUGAGAAUUCCACAUGCUAUAGUACUUCUAUUGAAUCGCUGGGCUUGUUUUUGUGUAAAUCAUCUGGCUAUUGCCCUAAUGGACAGACUCACACCAUAGAUUCUUUCACAGCAGUGCAGUAUUAUAAAGUCUAUGGAGAAUGUACUUUGUUUAGCCUGAUCUGUAGAGGAGUUUUGCCAUUGUGAUGAUAUAAAGACUGCAGCGGUGGGUAAUAUAGUGUUCUUCAGAGUGUAGACAAUGACUUGAAUUGAAACUUUAUUGAACAAGUGCUCUUCAAAGACAUUUUACGAGCAUACAAAUAAAUAAUGAGAGUUCUCAGAAGGUAAUACCUGAAGCUUUGGUAUUGAAGGUAAUAUGACGGUAAGCAGGUUUUUCAGAAAGAAGCUUCAAGAUGUUGUCUAGAGAGUCGAGUAUGAGUGAGUAUGAGCACAUCGAUUGGUACUGGCACAGGUUCACUGAGCACUACAAAACAUUAGAUUUUGUUUGUUUUUUCUCAGUGGCUGGUGGUUUUAGGUCCAGAAUGUGGGGAGAAAGGCUCAGAAUUGUCUAUGAUGAAUGUAAGAUGUUUUCCAUAAUGAGAAUAAUAUAUAUAUAAUCUCCAAAGUUUUUCUGCAAAUACUAUAGAAUUUUGUGUAGCUUUUUUAACCCCACAGAUUGUUGGAUUUAACAUUAUAAAUGGAAGACUUUGUUUCAUUUGAAAGACAGUUUGACUUGUUUUGUUUACCCGAUUUGUACACAUGCAUUCUUAUAACCAGUUUAGUAACUAAUUAGUUUUAUACUCUUUUGUAUUUGAUUUAUUUAACACUCUUUGAAUAUCUUUAAAUUUGUAAUAUAUUUUCACAGCUUUGUAUAUCUUUUGGCAUAUUUGCCUGCCAUGUAUCUUUAUGUAAAGUGGUCACAUUUAAAUUGGUUUGUUUUGUUUUCCCUUGUUUUUGAAAAAACAAAUAAAUAAAUAUAG
Messenger RNA from Xyrauchen texanus (razorback sucker), 5312 nucleotides. RefSeq names its product KN motif and ankyrin repeat domain-containing protein 2-like. The record is from RefSeq and is a predicted model, not a curated record. NCBI's taxonomy places the organism in Eukaryota, Metazoa, Chordata, Actinopteri, Cypriniformes, Catostomidae. Bases 199 to 3492 code for a protein of 1097 amino acids. Gene Ontology annotation, cellular component: cytoplasm. The transcript has 12 exons. Gene Ontology annotation, molecular function: protein binding. Gene Ontology annotation, biological process: negative regulation of G1/S transition of mitotic cell cycle; negative regulation of vitamin D receptor signaling pathway; negative regulation of intracellular estrogen receptor signaling pathway.